Peromyscus californicus insignis is the source of this 3535-nucleotide messenger RNA. Its product is annotated as STAM-binding protein-like. The record is from RefSeq and is a predicted model, not a curated record. The coding region runs from base 1084 to 3129 and encodes 681 amino acids. Lineage: Eukaryota; Metazoa; Chordata; Mammalia; Rodentia; Cricetidae. Gene Ontology annotation, molecular function: metal-dependent deubiquitinase activity; K63-linked deubiquitinase activity; protein binding. Gene Ontology annotation, biological process: protein K63-linked deubiquitination. The transcript has 17 exons. Gene Ontology annotation, cellular component: membrane; endosome.
UGAAUAAUAAAUUUUUCUGGUGAUUGAGUAAUUUGCUCAGCACGGGGCAAACAGAGACGGAUUUAGUGAACAUGUAGGUUAGUAGACCAGGAAGUAAACUGAGGCUGGGAAAAUGUGUAACUAGGACGGCAAACUUGUCAGGAAAGUAAACUUUUGUGUUUGUUUUUUCUCUGCUGUUUUCUUGAAUGCUGGUGAUGCUUAACAAUUAUGAAAAUGACCUGGGUGGUGGUGCACGCUUUUAAUCCCAGCACUUGGGAGGUAGAGGCAGGUGGAUCUCUGUGAGUUCGAGUCCAGCCUGCUCUACAGAGUGAGAUUCAGGACAGGUACCAAAACUACACAGAGAAACCAUGUCUCUAAAAAAAGAAAGAGAAAAUAUGAAAAUAAGCAUGCUAUAGAUAUAUCAUAACAAUUCUGAGCUGAGUGUCUGGGCUCAUAGGUGAAAUCUCAGCACCCAGGAGGCUGAAGCUGGAGGACUGAUGCUCGUUGUUGGCAAAUCUAGGCUAAAUGGUGAAUCUCAAGCCAGCUUCAGUCACAAAGACAAACUUAUUCCUGAAAAAAAAUAAGAAAAUAGAAUUCUUUCUGCACACACUGCUAGCUCAGUUAGAAAGGACUGAGAGAAAGUGCUGGGUCCUUUAUUUCUCUGACCUCUGGAGAACACAUGAAUUGUCGAAUAUGUGGCAGAGCCUAUGAGUCUUCAGGAUCAGCUUUCAAACUGAAGCUGCUUCUUCAUCUUCACAGUCAUUGUCUUCACUAGAGUACAGACUUGUAGAUCGUAAGGAAUCAUAGAAGUACAAAGAAAAGAUAGGAACCCAACAAAACUCAGGUCUGCAUCUCUAAUUUAUUUGCUCUUUUUUUCAAGAAGUCUUUGACUAGGGUACCAGUGUAGAUUUAUGACAUCACUCUACCUCUUAGCCAACCAGUACCUGAAUGGUCUUUCGGUCUUUAUGAUGCUGACAAACUUAAUUUUCCUCAGUGUCCAGUAUCUCUGACCCUGGACAUGUGGGUUUUUUGUUUCUGAAUCCUGACAGUGUUUUUGUCUCUUUAUCUGAUUCUUAUAACUGUGUUUUUAUUAUCUUCCCAACAAUGUCUGGUGAUAUUCUCACACCUUGGCUCACAGACCAUCAGAGCUGUCCAGAUAUUAAAGGACCUUUCAUUGCUGGAGCUCCAAAGAAGAUCAGGAGCACCAUUCGCAGACAUAACAAUGCCACUCUUCUGAUCCAAGAGCAGUUCCAACUUUUAAGCUCUUUUGAGAAGAAUAUUUACAUCAAUGAUAACAUUACCUGGAAAUCUUACCUUGAACUGAAGACCUAUCAGAUAAAAGCAGAAGUCCUGCUAAAUCAAGGCCUCACAGAGGAAGCACUUGUGAUGUAUCACAAAUUUUCAACACUCUUAAUGGAGAAACUCAGAAAAGGCCCGAAAAAGUGUCUUUCAGCUCGAAUAAGAUCCAAAAUCAACAAGAUUAUAAAUUACAUUUUUGAAAAAGCUGAGAGCCUUAAAUUCACACUCCGAAGAAAUCAUAAUAAGGAGCAUGAAGGCUACCUAGAUAAGAAGGAAAGAAAAGAGGAAGAGGCAAAAACCAAGGCGUUCUGGAAGCAUAGAAAAAAUCAUGGACAAAACUCCCGAGACUUCCCCAAAUUCAGCUCCCUUCUACACAGACUUGUGAGUCGUGGAAAGGUGGGCCCCAGCCUGACACCAACACCUAGAGAGGCUGAAGAGCCUUCACGAGGAAGCACACCUGUGAAACAAACAGUGGUGUGUGGCCCACAGGAAGCCUUCGAGGAGAUAACCCCCACCCCUUCAGCAGACACUCCUGGGGAGACUAAGGUGGUGAAAAGCCCAGGUGAUAUUCUCACACCUUGGCUCACAGACCAUCAGAGCUGUCCAGAUAUUAAAGGACCUUUCAUUGCUGGAGCUCCAAAGAAGAUCAGGAGCACCAUUCGCAGACAUAACAAUGCCACUCUUCUGAUCCAAGAGCAGUUCCAACUUUUAAGCUCUUUUGAGAAGAAUAUUUACAUCAAUGAUAACAUUACCUGGAAAUCUUACCUUGAACUGAAGACCUAUCAGAUAAAAGCAGAAGUCCUGCUAAAUCAAGGCCUCACAGAGGAAGCACUUGUGAUGUAUCACAAAUUUUCAACACUCUUAAUGGAGAAACUCAGAAAAGGCCCGAAAAAGUGUCUUUCAGCUCGAAUAAGAUCCAAAAUCAACAAGAUUAUAAAUUACAUUUUUGAAAAAGCUGAGAGCCUUAAAUUCACACUCCGAAGAAAUCAUAAUAAGGAGCAUGAAGGCUACCUAGAUAAGAAGAAAAGAAAAGAGGAAGAGGCAAAAACCAAGGCGUUCUGGAAGCAUAGAAAAAAUCAUGGACAAAACUCCCGAGACUUCCCCAAAUUCAGCUCUCUUCUACACAGACUUGUGAGUCGUGGAAAGGUGGGCCCCAGCCUGACACCAACACCUAGAGAGGCUGAAGAGCCUUCAGGAGGAAGCACACCUGUGAAACAAACAGUGGUGUGUGGCCCACAGGAAGCCUUCGAGGAGAUAACCCCCACCCCUUCAGCAGACACUCCUGGGGAGACUAAGGUGGUGAAAAGCCCAGUUCCGAACUCCAAAGGCCUCCGCCCUGUGAUCCUUCCAAAAGAUCUAUGGGAUAGGUUCCUGCAUUCUGCAAAGAACAACACCGAAAAAGGAAUCGAAACAUGCGGAGUCUUAUGUGGUACCCUGGAAAAGGAAGAAUACCACAUCACGCAUGUUAUAAUACCACUUCAGAGUGGAGAGUAUAAUUACUGUUCUAUGGAGAAGGAGGAGGAGCUCCUUUUUGUUCAGGAAGAGCUGGGGCUUCUCACCUUAGGUUGGAUUCAUACCCAUCCAACCCAGACAGCCUUCUUGUCGAGUGUGGAUUUACACACUCAUUUUGGUUACCAGAAGAUGCUCCCGGAAUCCAUUGCAGUGGUGUGUGCACCCAAAUAUAAACAAGUCGGAAUUUUUACACUGACACCUUAUGGAUUAAAAGAAAUAUCAUUCUGUCCCCAGAGAGGAUUUCAUUCUCAUAAUCAGGACUCAGCUCUCUUCUGUGACUGCAGUCACGUCACCAUCCAAAACAGCCUGAUGAUCCAUUCUACAACCAUGUUGUCCUGAAGACAGUCCUCCUGAGUGACCACUCUGCCUACAACACAACUCUAAAGGAUAUUUGGCCAAGAGAGAAAAGUCUACUUACCUAAAAAGCUUGGUUUGAAGUAUGUAAAGUUCCCUAGCUGUGAUGAACUCACCACUGAGGCUAAUGCUUACAGCAAACUGCAAACAAAAAUGCUGUCCUGCACAAGGGAUGCUGGGACAAAUUCACUGCCAGUGACAGUCUGGCCAAAGCAGCUCACCAUAAACUGUGCUUAGGCGCACACUCUCUGCUCAUGUUGGCCCUGUCUAGAAAUUUUCCAUAAAUUUCACAGAAACUUGUAUUUUCUUUAUAUAAGUGUGUUUUAAAACAGAUUUGUAGUUUCUUAAAAAUUCUAUUUAGUUCUAUAAUUAAAGUUGAGUUUUGUGUCAA